AUGUCUGAUGCUAUCUUGCUUCAUGACAUCCAGCCGAUUGCCCGUUGCUCUUUCGAGGAUCGGGAGACCCAAGACACAGCGAUCGAGGGGCAACUCGACACUGUAUCGAGAAGAGCUGGAUUGUUCACGGUCUACAGAUAUGCUACUUUUCAUGAAAGAUGGAGCUUGGCGAUAUGUGUUUUCUGCGCGCUGGUCGCUGGUGCGGCGCUUCCUUUAGUGACGCUCGUUUUCGGAUCAUUCAUCGAGCACUUCAUUAGCGGCAAUUCAAAUGAUGCUGAAACAAGUCACGCCAUUGCAGACUCGGUCAGGCAACUAUCACUCCGCCUAGUAUAUAUCGCUAUCGGAUCCCUUCUAUCGACUUGGUGUAGCACGUGGGGAUUCAAUCGCCUAGGUGAGAAAAUCACUGUGAGACUACAGUUAGAGUACCUCACCGCUGCUCUCCAGCAAAACCUGGAGUACUUCGAUGCCGUUGGGGCCGGCGAGCUGACGGCUGGCGUCGACAACGACAUAAGAACGAUCCAAGAAGGGUUUUCCCAGAAAAUGGGCAUGCUUAUCUCCGGACUCGCCGGCUUCAUCGUGGCCAUCAUUAUUGCCUUUGCACAGAACCCUCGGUUUGCCGGCAUCAUGCUGUCCCAGCCCCUGGCUCUGAUGCUUGUAGUAGGAGGGCUUGGAUCCUGGAUGGGCAGGACUCAACGGCAAGGGCAAGUGAACUGGGUAAAGGCAGACAACCUCGCGCAAGAUGUGCUCGGAGCUAUUAGGGCUGUUCUUGCGUACCGAAGUCAGGAGCGUUACACGAAUAAGUACCAGGAAACUAUUCGGAUUCCCAUUCUGCUCGAGCGUCGCGAGCGGUUCAUUUUCGGUGUCAUUGUUGCCGGAUCUUUCACUGUCCUUCAUUGGGCGAAUGGAUUAGGUAUUUGGCAAGCAAAUCGCUUAGUCCAUGAAGCGAAAUGUACCAUCUCAGAAGCGUUGACUAUCCUGUAUGCAAUGACGGUGGCCGGAGGAAUGCUGAGCCAAGCUCUCCCCUUUUUGCCCGCUAUCAUCCAGGCUCAUAACGCAGUCAGUCGAGUCUUUUCGGUCAUUGGGUGUAGAUCACCAUCAGUUUCUUCAUGCUCUGCAGGUCGCACUAUUGAGCCACUCCAAGGGCGUAUUGAAUUUCACAGUGUGAACUUCACAUAUCCGUCCCAACCGAGUCGACCGAUAUUACACUGCGUUAGAUUCAACGUUCUACCAGGUCAGACAGUGGCAUUCGUUGGUGCUUCAGGAUCUGGAAAGUCAACGGUGCUCUGUCUUCUCGAGCGACUAUAUCUACCAUCCAGCGGGUGCAUAACGGUAGAUCAUGAACCCAUCGAAGAGCUCAGCAUCUCGUGGUUGAGGUCCCAGAUGGGAUACGUUGAUCAGGAUGUGGCUCUCUUCCGAGGGUCAAUUCACGACAACAUAGCCUAUGGUCUCCAUGUCUCUUUGAAACAGAGCCUGACAGCAGCAGUCAUUAGGGAGCGGGUUAUCGAAGCCGCCAAAAUUGCUCAGAUCCAUCCCUUUAUUUCCGAUUUGCCUGAUGGUUACGAUACGGCACUAGGCUUCUGCGGGUCCGGUCUGUCCGGAGGCCAAAGGCAACGAAUCGCUAUUGCUCGGGCGAUAGUGUCCCAGCCCCCUAUUCUGCUUCUAGAUGAGGCGACUGCUGCUCUAGAUAGCAAGAGUGAAAGAGAGGUCCAGAAGGCACUAGAUGCAGCGAUGACGGGGAGAACGACAAUUGUGAUUGCGCAUCGACUGUCUACGAUCCAGCGUGCCGACAAGAUUAUCGUCAUGCACGAUGGACAGAUCAAGGAUCAAGGCUCACACGCAGAACUGAUGCUCAAAUGCGACAUGUACCAAGCUUUAGUAAGACAACAGAGCAUGAAGCCGGAGCCUCUAGCUCAGGAAGAGAUGCAUCAUGAGAGAAACUCGUUUUCGGCGGAUGUGUCAACUGAAGACUGGAAGGACGUUACAGAAUCGGGUGCAAUCAUUCAUAGGCCACAUAAUGGCUCUGCAUCCGCCCCUGUCCUUCGGGGUGAUGUUGGAUUUGUUUGGAAGCUCAAUGAACCAGAGCUGCUUUAUGUUGUCGCUGGCGUUUUUCUUGGUAUCCUUGCAGGCAUGAGCUAUCCCCUUCACGCGAUCUUCUUCGGGAACGGAAUUGUUUCUAUCAUUGACCCUGAGCUAAGCACGGGUGGUCACCCCGCCCGUUUCUGGGCUCUGAUGUACCUUGUUCAUGGUGUUGUGGUCUUUGCGAUAUACUGUGGUCGGGGAUACUGUUUCGCAGCUUCUGCAUCCAUGCUUCACAUGCGAGCCCGUGCUUCCCUUUUCAAAUCCCUCCUCUCAAAGGGGUUCCCGUUCUUUGAUGACGAGGCCCAUUCAACCGGAUCCCUUCUCAGUGUCCUUUCUUCUGAUGCGCAGAAGAUCAUCGGCAUUUCUGGGACCUCCCUUGGGUUGACAGCUGAAAGUGUGUUCAUGCUCGUCACCGGGGUCGUUGUCGGGUGUGCUUUCGGUUGGAAGCUAGGAUUGGCCUCAACGGCGAUAAUCCCGUUCAUCGCCGCGUCAGGAUUUCUGCAGUAUUUUAUCGUGAUGCAUGUGCAAAGGUACAUCAGAAGGAAUUCUGAUGCAGUUGCGAUCGCACAUGAGGCUUUUACCGCGAUCCGAACCGUGACCGUCCUCGGGCUGCAGAGCACCAUCAGCGCGGCAUUUGCCGCCCAGAUCCAGCAAGACGCGAGAGAGAGAUACUGGAUUUUCAUCGGCGUGGCCUAUGCAUGCGGGACAUUUUUCCGCGUGUUGGGCAUCGCUUUUGUCUUUUGGUAUGGAGGAGUUCAUCUCAUUGCCACAGAAGAGUACUCUAUACAGCAAUUCUACGUCUGCUUCGCGGCUAUUGUGUGGGGAUCCCAGGCGGCGUCGACUCUCUUUGCGCAUGCCCCGGACAUUGCGGGCGCGCAGGUGGCUGCGUCUCGGAUGCAAAACUUGAUGCAUGAGUCGAGCUUGAUUCCGUCAGAAGGUGUUAUGCCCGCUCCGAGCACCGUGAAAGAUGUCGCUCUACGGAAAGUUUACUUCAGGUAUCCCGCCCGCUCUUCUGGAUCCUGGAAUUUGAACGAUGUCAGUCUGGAUGCGCGCGCUGGACACUUUAUCGGUCUGGUUGGGGCUACUGGAAGUGGGAAAAGCUCUGUGAUCAACCUUCUUGAACGCUUUUAUUCUGCUGGCUCUGGUAGCAUUACGCUUGGCGAGGCAUCGGUCGACGAGUAUGAUCUUGAGUCUUACUACCAUUACUUCGCCCUCGUCGACCAGAACCCGUGCCUUGUGGGCGAUGAUCUUCGAGAAGCUCUUCACAGUGAUAACAGAGUCAUCCCUGAUGAGGAACUUCUCGCUGUUCUGGCCAAAGUGGGGUUAGAUGGAUUCAUUUUGUCCCUUCCCCAAGGACUCAGCACACCCAUCAUAGCAAACGGAUCCAACCUCUCAGGUGGUCAACGUCAACGUAUGGCGAUUGCAAAAGCCCUGCUGUGGCAGCCGAAAUUACUACUCCUAGACGAAGCAACUUCAGCAUUAGAUGCGUCCUCAGAGUAUCAAGUACAACAGGCCCUACACGAGGCAAUGGCCGGUCGGACAACCAUCGCAGUUGCUCAUCGCUUGAAGACAAUUAUGCACGCAGAUGAAAUUUUAGUGUUCGAGAAUGGCCGGAUUGUCGAAAGCGGGACGCAUCGGAAACUCAUGGAGAGGCGGGGCAAGUACUGGGAAUUGGCGCAACUGCAGGAGUUGGAGGAAUGA
Messenger RNA from Aspergillus uvarum CBS 121591, 3780 nucleotides. RefSeq names its product ABC transporter ATP-binding protein. Gene Ontology annotation, cellular component: membrane. The record is from RefSeq and is a predicted model, not a curated record. Gene Ontology annotation, biological process: transmembrane transport. Gene Ontology annotation, molecular function: ABC-type transporter activity; ATP binding; ATP hydrolysis activity. Bases 1 to 3780 code for a protein of 1259 amino acids. Lineage: Eukaryota; Fungi; Ascomycota; Eurotiomycetes; Eurotiales; Aspergillaceae. The transcript is spliced from 7 exons.